GCCGCUUUGUUUUCCUUUCCACCAUGUCUAUAAAUCCGUAUCCUAUGGUUCCCGCCAGUGCCUUCGCGAACCUACCCACCAAUCUCAACCCCAGCACAACCGCGCCCGUCCCAAAACCCAACUUUUAUCCUGCUUUCCCCCAUCUUCAGUUAUCAUCGGUCCCUAAUCAACCCUCACAAGAACCACCGCGGCCGCCUUCGCCCGCUCCACCCGCAGUGACGCCAACAGUCGCGUCUAAAUGUGUCAGGAAAUUGAUUACCUCUGAACUCAAGGGUGUUCAGUUUGAUGGAGCUCAAGGUGCGGCAAUGGAGAGAUUGGAGCAAGAAGUAGUUGCAUUCGUACAGAGAUUGUAUCAUCGUGCUCAUGAAUACGCAGAGCUGUCCAAUCGUGCAGGACCAGUUGCCACUGAUCUGUUGCGCACCUGCGAUGAUUAUGGAAUAUCGACAGAAUCUUUGCGCAAAGUGAAGUCAAAGACAUUGAGAAGGAGGCGAAAAGCGCCUGAUAUGGUACGACCCCACCAACUGACCUCUCUCGAACCAAGGUCACCCUCCCCUGAACUAUUGCCUUCUGACGACGAAGAGACACCCGCGAGUAUACCAGCUACAAUUCGUAGUCUACCGAAUGUAUACCCUGCGCUUCCUCCCAAACACACGUAUCUACAAACACCUAUAUCUCCCCCCAAGAGGGCAGCUUUACCAUCUCUUGAAAAGAAACUUAAAACCGCAGGUUUGGUACAAGAGUCGCUGAAAAACCUAUUGUUAGCAACGGAGGAUAACUCUAACCAGGAGGAUGCCGAGUUAUUGGGACACAUUGUGAACUGGGAGGUAAAUGUGCGACCCCGUAAGAAAUGGAAAGUGGGGAGGACCUAGGUUCGUGGCAUGUUUAUUUUGCUAUUAGUCGACACGAAUAGCAUACAUGGGCUUCUACGAAUAUGAGGCAGCGGUAGACGUUUUGUUCGCAAGACGUCGGGACUGCCGCGUACCCACACUAGUUACCACCGUGCCAAUCGACAUAUCUUGUGUAUCAGAGUUGCCUUCACCCUCCCUGCUUGACGGAAUACCAGAAAUGGAUGGAUUUGGGUUCAUUACUUUGUUUUGGCCUCGGUCUAGACUGCGAGGCGGUGAUUGCCGGACGCAUAGGCAUAGCUAAGUCCAUAUCCACUGGCGCAGCCGCGGAAGCUACGGUAAUCUGCGAGGAAACAUUCGCCUUGGAUUUGCCUUUCUCUUUCGUAGACAGCUGUCUGUUU
This is a messenger RNA of Marasmius oreades (fairy-ring Marasmius), 1246 nucleotides long. RefSeq lists its product as uncharacterized. Gene Ontology annotation, biological process: transcription initiation at RNA polymerase II promoter. The transcript is spliced from 5 exons. Gene Ontology annotation, cellular component: transcription factor TFIID complex. The record is from RefSeq and is a predicted model, not a curated record. Lineage: Eukaryota; Fungi; Basidiomycota; Agaricomycetes; Agaricales; Marasmiaceae. Gene Ontology annotation, molecular function: protein heterodimerization activity. The coding region runs from base 24 to 869 and encodes 281 amino acids.